Molecule: messenger RNA, 1477 nt
Organism: Gekko japonicus
Lineage: Eukaryota; Metazoa; Chordata; Lepidosauria; Squamata; Gekkonidae
Gene: SOD3
Product: superoxide dismutase 3, extracellular
Exons: 2
Coding region: 419-1108 (229 amino acids)
Biological process (GO): removal of superoxide radicals
Molecular function (GO): superoxide dismutase activity; copper ion binding
Source: RefSeq, a predicted model, not a curated record
UGCGUUUGCGUGCAUGCUUUUGGCUUGUGCUUUUGCCUGUCAUUUCCUGUUCAAGGUCGUUUGCUUUAGCACAGAAAAUACUGAAAGGGGAAAUAUUUUCUGUUUUGUUUUGGUUGGACAGUUAGCAAAAGUUUGGGUUCUGUUUUGGGGUAAACAGCUAGGUAACCCUUCCCCCUCCUCUCUCCAUUCCCCCCCCUCCUGCUAACCACUCCCAUGAGCUAGUGUUGUCUAACUUUGCUACCAAGAAACAGUAUUCAUAACUCCAGCGAAAGUCUGGAAUCUGGAUUUGGUUACCGGCCACUGUUUGCAUGAAGAAUUGCAACCAACUGCAAACUGCUUCUGGAAGACAAAUCCUGCAUUAAAGAGACAACACCUUCUUCUCUCACCGUCUCUUGAAAGUCUUCUGAAGAACCCUAGCAUGUCCCUGCUGCGGUUUCUAGUCACGGGCUUGAUCCUUUGUGUAUCUGAUGAAACAAAACAAGAAGAAAGCUCCAAGCUUGCCAUUGAGGAGACUCAGGGAAAGCUGAAUUUACUGUGGCUGGCUAUCCUCUACCCAAAUAUCUACGGGCACUUGUACGAAGGCAACUGGACCUAUGCCGCUUGUGAAUUGAAGCCCAGUACCAACCUAGAAGCUGGCAAACCACAGGUGACAGGGAGAGUUCUGUUCAAGCAAAUUCACCCACAUGGAAAACUGAAGGCCAUAUUCUACCUGGAUGGGUUUCCCGAGGACGCCAACCAAACUGGUAGAGCUAUCCACAUCCAUGAACUGGGAGACCUCAGCAACGGCUGUGAUUCUGUCAGCGGCCACUACAAUCCUUUCAAAGUCCGUCACCCCAACCAUCCGGGGGACUUUGGAAACUUCUAUCCUAAAGAUGGCAAGAUCAGAACAUUGAUGGUCAACCUCCAACCGUCUCUUUUUGGCCCCCAAGCUGUUCUAGGAAGAUCUGUCGUGAUCCACGAGAAUGCAGACGAUAUGGGGAAAGGAAAAAACACAGGCAGUUUAGAACAUGGAAAUGCUGGCAAACGCUUGGCUUGCUGCGUCAUUGGAUACUGCACAAAAGAAUUGUGGCUGAAGGCCUACGAGGAGCUUCUUAAGCUCAGAGACUGAGCACACAACAGCCAGGCCGAGGUGAAGACCAGUCAGCAGUUUCACACUUGCCACACUGGCUACUAAAUAAUGGGGAAUAUUUCUGGGGUCCUUGGGGAAAAAUAUUAAUAUACACCUUUCUGCUCUGCCAUAGCCUUCCAUUCUGUAAGCAGGGUAGUCAAAGCAGCAGCAUUUUCUUCAAAAGUUCAUAUCCAGGGGUUUGGGGUUUUUUGGCUUAAAAGUUUAGCGUCGCAGGGGUGAGAAAUGCAUAUUUUGCUACAGAGAUCUUGAACAGCCCUGUUUAUUUUGCAUCCUAUCUUUUGAAAACCAUCUCAAGAACAAGAAAGCUGGAGGAACAAAAAGGUACAAAAAUAAAAAGGCUUCCAACUA